AAAUAAUAACUACACAUGACUUUACAUACACAGAAUUAAACAUUUUAUUACACUUAUUAAACUUACUGUAUUACAUCAUAUGACAUGUUCAGGCUUUACUACACAAUAUGACUCAAAGCAUGCAGUACAAUCGCUAUGCUCUUAACAGAAAACACUUUUCUUUAUAAUCUUCAUGUGUUUUUCUUUUUUUCUCAUGAGUGACAUUAAAAAUGCAGGAAAAAAAAAAGAAAUGAACCACGAUGGAAUGAUGACUUAUAGGAAAACAUUUUUAAUGUUAGAAAAAUGUGCAAGCACAGACACGCACACACACACACACACACACACUCACACACACACACUCACACACACUCACACAUACACACACACUCACACUCACACACACUCACUCACACACACACCCUCACACAUACACACGUACAAUGACACAUGCCCUGACACAUUUCCUGUGUGAAUUGAAGCUCACACACAAUGUUCAAGUUUCUGCAGUAGUAAAUAUCAUUGAGCAUCAGCGAUGGAUCUGGAGCUUUUCUUAGGAUUAAUUAACAACUGAUUUCAUUUUUACUUUUACUUUUUUUGUGUGUGUGUGAGCGGUUCAGCUGAAGAGGAUUGUGUAAGCAGCAGUUUCUUUGGAGGUCAAGGUGACUGAACUGGGGUCGUGGAACUCAUGGACCUGCUCUACCACCACGGUCCCAUCACCAAAGAGCGGUGUGAGGAGCUCCUGGGUGCAAAAGGCAAAGAUGGAGCGUUUCUCAUUCGAGACAGCGAGACCAUCCAUGGAGCCAUGUGCCUCUGUGUCUACAAAAAGAAGGUGGUUUACACGUACAGGAUCCUACAGACUCAUACUGGAUAUUACACGCUACAGUCCGGUGCAGGCGUGAAGGAGAAGUUUUUCAAGACGCUAGAAGAUCUUGUACAUCACUAUAAGAAGAGAAAUCGUGGGUUAGCGACUCGGCUGCGUUGUGCUGUGAAGAGAAAACAAACAGAUCAGGAAUCUGUGCUCGCUGAUGAAGAGCCGGACUACGAGAACGUGGAUUCGUCUGAGUAUGAGAACGUGGAUUCGUCUGAUUACGUUGACGUGCUGCCAGACUGAUUCUACUGAACUUUUCUUCAGUUUCUUUAUUUUCUUAAAAAACAAAAAACCUAAGCUAAAAACGACAAAGUGAGACUGUGAAGCUAAAGUUCACUGAGCUGGGUCAUGAGACUGACAUCAACUCUCAUGUCUACUGAUGUCUACUGACUUUCUGUUCCUUGUUAAGACUGUUCAAACGUUAGAAUAAUAAAAUGUACAUAAAAAUAGACACAAUUAGUUCACACUCCUGCGGUUAAAAUGGCAAGUUUUUGUGAUAUAAAAAAAUUAAACCAAGAUUAAUAGAAUUAUUUAAUUCCAUAAGGUAGGUUGCUGAAAAAAAAAAAAAGCAUAUAGCCAAAAGUGCCCCAUCCACACGGUGCAGCAUGGUGGUGGUAGCAUCAGGGUUUAGAGCUGCUUUUUCUUCAGCAAAAAACUGAGGCUUUAAAGCUGGAAGGAAUUAUGAAUAUCUACAAAUACCAGAUUUUAUGGCAAGACCAUCGGCAAGUAAAAUGAAGAUGGAAAGGAUUUUCAAGACAAGAAAAUUAGGAACGCAUCCACAUUAACCGGCGAAAGACUGAAGUUUAAGUGAUCUUUGGUGCAGACCUGAAUCCAGUGCAGUGACCAGAAGCAUGAAACAUGUUCAUACAGUCUGAAGGAACCCGAAUGAUACGGUGGAACUGCACCAUGCUGACAGACUGCUACACAAAAUCAAAUCAAAAUGUGCUUCAACAGAGUAUUAGUUUAGGGGUGUGAAUACUUAUGUAAACAGUUUGUUGUACUUCAGAUGCGCCACAAUGUAAUUUCACAUGUUGGAAAAAAAAUUCUGACGUUAUUUA
Tachysurus vachellii is the source of this 1905-nucleotide messenger RNA. RefSeq lists its product as uncharacterized. NCBI's taxonomy places the organism in Eukaryota, Metazoa, Chordata, Actinopteri, Siluriformes, Bagridae. The record is from RefSeq and is a predicted model, not a curated record. Bases 665 to 1090 code for a protein of 141 amino acids. The transcript has 5 exons.